AUGUCCGUUAUCAGUCCAGUAUUAUAUUUUAUUCGUACUGAGAAUGAUAGUGAUUGUUUUAUUCUUAAAAUCGAUGAAACCUGUAACUGGCAAAUUGACAGUGGAUCUGCUCGCUUUCCAUCUUAUCAAUAUUUUAAAGCUGCGGUUUCGAAACGUAAAAUAACGAAUUUUAAAGGAUUUAUUAUCACUAGCCCACGUAAAAACUAUUAUGAUGCCAUAACUAGGUUUUUCAAGGAAUUUUUUUCACCUAAAGGUAUUCAUGCUAAAGAUUUUCCAAACCUUGAUUUUCAUGUUAUUCUUACUGAAGGGUUUAGAAAUAAACAGAUUUUCAAUAUCCUAAGAGAAAAUGGAUUUGAAUUUUAUAACAAUGAUCCAAAAUUUAAAUAUCAGAAUAAAUUUAUGGAAUUCUUUUUUAAUGAAAAUGUGAAACCUUUAAUUUUAAAACAUAAUAAAAGCGUUGAACAAGACGCAAAUGCAAUAGGCUAUUGCGAUAGUGUGAAAAAUAAUUCAAUGAUGAGAAAUAACGCAGAAAUUCAAACAGAUCUGUCGAGUAUACUCACAUAUUUACAAUAUAUCAACAACGAUAUUAAGAAAUCAAUUUUCCUUACGAGUGAUAAUGUCGCUUCAUGGGUACAAAAUGUAUUAAUCACAAAGCUAAAUCAGGAACAACCAGAUGAGCGACCAUCUAUUGAUAUUUUUCAAGUACCUAAGCAUGGGUCAAGAAUUAAUUCAAUAGUUACAGGAACUUACGUUAAUCCACCCAAAUACGUACAUCAACAAUUUGCUUUGAUGGUAAUUUUAUAUUAUGGUGGGCAAUUUGAUUUUAAAGGUCUUUAUGAUAAAACAGCUAUUGACAUUGAAGCUGAUUUCGAAAUAAUGCUUAACUUUACUAAUUUUGAAAUAUUUAAGAAAGCAGCUCUAUUGCAAGGAUAUAUGCAAACUCUUUCAAAUCCGAUCACAAUUAAAAAUUUUUUAAAAUAUAUGGCAAAAGCACUAAUCAUUCGAUGCUCAGCAAAAGAUACUAAGGUUGAUUGGAAUUGGAAUGAAAUUAAUUGGCCAAAAGUUGCAAGAAAAUUAUAUAUUAUUUAUAAGAUGAAUCAAACUAUCGAAUCACGUUGUUGGCCAAAGUACGACUUUAUUAAGGAUAUAGUUGAUAUCCCUAAAAAGGAUAAUCUUGAUCCAUAUUUUAAUAAUAGAAUAAGUGGAGAUAUUAUUGAGGAACAACUUUAUUCGUAUUUUAAUAGUAUAAAAGAGAGAAUAUACAAAAAUUUUGUUGCCUUUAUUUCUAUAAACCAUAAAAAAAGAAAGCACCGACCACAGUAUACUACACUUUUAAGACCAUUAUUAAAUCCAAUGUGGAACAGCCUUGAUACUUUUCCUUUA
Messenger RNA from Dentiscutata heterogama, 1383 nucleotides. The record is from the annotation of a GenBank genome assembly. NCBI's taxonomy places the organism in Eukaryota, Fungi, Glomeromycota, Glomeromycetes, Diversisporales, Gigasporaceae.